ACAGUUCAUUUCCCGACUAUUCAAAAGGGAGUUGUUGCCUCGAAAGCUCCUUGCAUAUAACUCCGCUAGCAAGUACAUGGUGCAUGCGUCUUUGCCAGCAUUCUUACCCCCCCGCCAGCUAUGUGGAAGCCGCACCUUAACUUUAUCACGCUGCACUAUGCGUAUAUCAUCUUCCUCAGUAUUCUGGCCUUGAUUGUAGUCUAUCCUCAGGGCAAUUUGAGCGCGGUCGAUGCGUACUUCUUUGGAGCCAGCGCUUCAACCGAGUCCGGACUCAAUACCGUCGACGUCAAGGAGCUGAGAACCUAUCAACAAGUAUAUCUGUACUUAAUACCUAUUCUGGGUAACCUCGGAUUUAUCAAUAUCCUGGUUGUUGUCGUGCGAUUGCGUUGGUUCCAAAAGCGUUUUGAGGCUGUCGCACCAAAGAUCCUGGGACCGAAGGCGCAAGAUGUAGUCAAUGAUCCUGACCUAGAAGAGAAAAUUGUCGGUGACCGACAAGAUAUGGUCAAGAGCCACCAGUCGGAACAACCCAUUGAUUCAGAUAAGCUGGGUAGCAGAUGGCCUGUGUCGCCCUCGCAGCAUCGCAUCCAAGUCGUCGAUACUAACAGAUCACCAGAAAUUGUACAGGAGGACCCACAAGCCAAUGGGGCCGCUGUCAAACCGCUACGUGCGACUACCAUAUCUUUUGCGGAGGAUGUAGACACAGAUAGUAAAGCGCUAUACAUCCCUCCUCCCCGAGAGAGAGAUAGAGGGUACCCUAUCCUGGAAGUCGACGACAGUGACUCAGGUGAUUUAGAUCUCGAUAGAGCCAAAUCUACCACAGCAGAUUCCAUGACCUUGGGCUCCUCUCGCCGAUACUUGAAGCACAGACUAUCUUCGACCACUAUCCCGUUGGAACGCAUUGCUUCCAGGAUGUUCACGAUGGAUCCGACUCCGAGUCACUCUCAACUGGCUGAGACUUUACCGCGGAUGCCGCUCUCGAAAGAUUUAGACCUUCCUAGUCUCUCUUCCAAGGCGACUGUGGGUCGGAACUCGCAAUUCCACAACUUGACUGAAAGGGACAGAGAGCUAUUGGGGGGAAUUGAGUACCGUAGCUUGAAGCUGCUGCUUAAGAUUGUCACAGCGUAUUUUCUCGGUCUCCAUCUAUUCGGUGCCAUUUGCCUCGUGGGCUGGAUCCAGCACGCCGAUCCCAAAUACCGGCAAUAUCUCGAAGAGUGUGGACAGGGUAAUGUGUGGUGGGGAUUCUAUUCGGCGCAGACUAUGGUAAACAAUCUUGGGUUUACUCUCACUCCCGACUCGAUGAUAUCUUUUCGUGAGGCCACGUUUCCAAUGAUACUCAUGAGCUUCCUUGCUUACGCCGGGAAUACAUGUUAUCCCUGUAUGCUGCGCCUUGUGAUUUGGGUGAUGCUCAAGCUGUGCCCAAAACAAUGGUCAGUGAAUGAGCCGCUUACUUUUCUACUGAAGCAUCCCCGUCGAUGCUACACGCUUCUAUUUCCGAGUCGGCCCACCUGGGCUCUGUUCGGUAUCUUGUUCGCUAUGAACUUUGUGGAUAUUCUCUUGAUACUGGUGCUCGACCUCAAUAACCCCGAAGUUAACAGUCUUGCAGCUGGUCCGCGAAUACUAGCCGCAAUAUUCCAAGCGGCUUCUUCACGGCAUACAGGGACAGCGACCUUUAACUUGGCGGAUGUGAAUCCAGCAGUCCAGUUCAGCUUGGUAGUCAUGAUGUAUGUCGCAGUCUUUCCCAUCGCAAUAAGCGUCCGGGCGUCGAACACAUAUGAAGAAAGCUCCUUAGGAUUGUAUCCGUUCGAGGCCGAGAUUGAUGAGAGGAAUGGCGGCUCCUACAUUAUGACUCAUAUCCGCAACCAACUCACGUUCGAUCUAUGGUAUAUCUUUUUGGGGAUAUUCUGUAUUUGUAUCGCCGAGGCUGAUAAGAUCGCGGAUACAUCAAUUCCAGCCUUUGCUGUUUUCCCAGUCCUUUUCGAAGUAGUAUCGGCCUAUGGCAACGUGGGUCUCAGUCUAGGGUAUCCAACAGUCAGCACGUCACUGAGCGGAGAGUUUACGACAUUUAGCAAACUUGUGAUCUGUGCGAUGAUGAUACGCGGCCGUCAUCGAAUGCUACCCUACAAACUCGAUCGUGCUAUACUACUUCCAAAUGAGCGACUCUCGAAAGAUGAUGAAGACGAGAUAUAUCAUUGGCCAGAAGCUGCUAGAGCUGUGAAACUUACUCGGUAUCAUACCAGCUAGGGAUUGUUGGGGUUAUAUUUACACUGGCUUUGUGCAUGGAGCGCCUCCUCCCAAUGCGCGCGGAAAAAGGCAUGGUGUG
Molecule: messenger RNA, 2320 nt
Organism: Aspergillus pseudotamarii
Lineage: Eukaryota; Fungi; Ascomycota; Eurotiomycetes; Eurotiales; Aspergillaceae
Product: potassium ion transporter
Exons: 11
Coding region: 121-2241 (706 amino acids)
Biological process (GO): intracellular potassium ion homeostasis; potassium ion import across plasma membrane
Cellular component (GO): plasma membrane
Molecular function (GO): high-affinity potassium ion transmembrane transporter activity
Source: RefSeq, a predicted model, not a curated record